AUGAGCCAAUUUCAACUCUUUCCUUCCCCCACUUCAGACGCAAGAACGGUCAAGGACUCGAUUCCAAGAGGCAAACAGAAACCAGUUCUCAGGACACCUCCAGAGUCGAUACCUCUGGAACCUUUGCGCGACAAGAGUAGCCCCACGGAAGCUGUCAUCUUCAAGCUCAUCGAAGACACCCACAGUCUCAAGACACCUCCCAAGGCACAUGCGUCCACAUCGACGCCAGUUUCCAUUCCCGAAACGAUACAAGAACGUGAAACAUCCCGGUCACCCAUGCAUCAUGCUAUGCGUCAAAAGCGUCCUGAGAGAGUUGGAUCUCCGUAUUCGACCAAAGUCAGCGAAGCUUCUUGUCCUCAGAGCAGCUCUUCAGUCACCACUGCUCCAGCGGUGCAAAUGAAGUCCAUGUUUCCUCGAUAUGACUUUGAUCUUCCACCGAACCAGCAACACUACUAUCCAGAGCCCUCGUCUCAUCGCGAGCACCCCAGGCCUCCGGAUAUCAUGCUGUCGGCGCCAGAGAUUGAUCGGGCCCUGGGGCCCAAAACCGUCCCCGCGAGCGUGAUGGAUUUUCCCACUGGCGUUCUUGACCCACUGGAGCCGUAUUCCGCGCGUGAAGAACUAGAGAGCCUAUGGGAAGCUGCCAAUGGGCAACGCUCACGGAGCCUUCCGGGAGAUUUUCACUUGCUUAUUGAACGGAUCGAUUCCAAAACAUUUAGCUUCGGAACACCUAAUAUACCGUUUUACACGCUCAGCACCUCUGCAACAAAUGACAUAACUAUCACAAGGAGGAACCCCUCUAGACCAGAUAGCAGUGUUCCUGUGAUGAACUUCAAACUUGAAAAAAGGUCGCGUCGCCAACCACCUUACGACGGGCUAGUCGCUAUUUUGUUCCCCCGACUUGCUGCAAUCCUGGCCAUUGACCAGGCCAUGGAGCUAUCGAAAGAGCUCCGGCUACCCCCUUCAGAGGCCGCUGAAGCCGAGGGGGAUGCUCUUAAACGAGUAGCAGCCCAGGAGUCAUGCAAGCUCCUCUGGAACCAAUCCAAAAAGGUCUAUGAGUUUCAACACCCAGCGCUUUGUAGGCAGCAACCGCCCGCUCUGGUCGGUGCGGCUGGCGUGCCCCUGUCGCCAAUGCGGUCGAAGUAUUCUGGUGUACUACAUAUCACAGUAUCGAGCUCUUCUGAGGGGACAAGGGGCAGCCAGCCUCCGACAAUACUAGUCACGACACCUCUACCAGCCAAUGCCGUGGAAACAGGCAGUAUGGUGGCCACGCCUCGAACAUCCACGCUUCCGUUGACAGACUUGGACGAGCCUCUGGCAUCUCUCGACCUAGCAACUAUGAUAUUUUCUAUAUCUACUGCUUCUAUCAUCGCAACGGUCCCCUCUUUAUUUGCAAUUGAUGCCGUUGUUUCCGCCGUACUAGCCGUGGCAGCCUCAGACGAGUCUACCAAGAUUGCGCUGGAGGGGCUGGAAUUCACAGCAGCAACCCCCAAAAGCCAAUCAUCUUCUGGAAACACCAGCUUCCACGGACCCUUUGUCACCACCCUGGCAGAACUAGAGGAUGCCAAAGAAGGCAGCCAGCUCUGGGCAAGAAUCAAGUCUGUCCAAUCUAGUUCGGACAGUGACAGCGAGAAAAGGUGGUACCAAUUCUGGGGUAAGAGAAAUCUCAAGCAGCCCAAGCAGCCCAAGAAUAGGAAGAUUGUGGUGGAAGAGUUUGACAUGGCCAAGUAUGGGCGCUACCGUCGGGGCGCCCGGGAGGGUCAGAAGCUCCCCUGGAUUACACGCGCGUGCCUGCGGAUUCUGUUUUUGUCCCUGGAUGUGAUUGUGCACGUGCUUACGCUGAUUGUCAAGGUGAUUGCUUGGUUGAUGGUGGGCAUGACCCGCUGUGUAACCAGUGAGAGGGUCUAA
Molecule: messenger RNA, 1905 nt
Organism: Aspergillus heteromorphus CBS 117.55
Lineage: Eukaryota; Fungi; Ascomycota; Eurotiomycetes; Eurotiales; Aspergillaceae
Exons: 2
Coding region: 1-1905 (634 amino acids)
Source: RefSeq, a predicted model, not a curated record